GGGGGAGCCCGGGCCCUGGGGAGCCGCCCCCGCCCCCGGCCCGGCCGCGCGGCUCGCGCCCCGCGCCGGGUCCCCACCUCCGCGCCCGCCCCGCGGGCUGACCGGCCGAGCGGGGCCCGCCCCCUGCGCCCACCAUGUACGCCUUUGUGCGGUUCCUGGAGGACAACGUCUGCUACGCGCUGCCCGUGUCGUGCGUGCGCGACUUCAGCCCCCGCUCGCGGCUGGAUUUUGACAACCAGAAGGUGUACGCCGUGUACCGGGGCCCGGAGGAGCUGGGCGCUGGGCCCGAGAGCCCCCCGCGCGCCCCCCGCGACUGGGGCGCGCUGCUGCUCCACAAGGCCCAGAUCCUGGCGCUGGCAGAAGACAAAUCUGACCUUGAAAACAGUGUGAUGCAGAAGAAAAUAAAAAUCCCCAAACUUUCUCUCAAUCUCGUAGAAGAAGAUGGGGAAGUUAAAGAUUAUGGGGAAGAAGAUUUACAGCUUAGACACAUCAAGGAUUGUCUGGGGACAUAUUGAGCCGCAGUCCAAGACAGCCCCAGCUGCCCUUGCCUGAACUGACUCUCGUUGUCCUACACAGAGACCCGAGGGGCGGAAGCCGAGCGAAGUGGCGCACAAGAGCAUCGAGGCAGUGGUGGCCCGGCUAGAGAAGCAGAACGGCCUGAGCCUGGGCCCCGGCACGUGCCCGGAGGAGGUGUUCGUGGAGGCCUCGCCGGGCGUGGGGGACAUGGACAGUCUGGAAGACGCCGGCGUGCCCCGGGCUCUGUACGAGGAGCUGCUGCGCAACUACCAGCAGCAGCAGGAGGAGAUGCGCCACCUCCAGCAGGAGCUGGAGCGGACUCGGAGGCAGCUGGUGCAGCAGGCCAAGAAGCUCAAGGAGUACGGGGCGCUUGUGGCUGAGAUGAAGGAGCUCCGCGACCUCAACCGCAGGCUGCAGGACGUGCUGCUCCUGAGGCUGGGCAGUGGUCCCGCCAUUGACUUGGAAAAAGUAAAGUCAGAAUGUCUCGAGCCCGAGCCGGAGUUACGGAGCACUUUCAGUGAGGAAGCAAAUACGUCGUCCUAUUACCCCGCUCCUGCACCUGUCAUGGACAAGUAUAUCCUAGACAAUGGCAAGGUCCAUCUGGGAAGCGGGAUUUGGGUUGAUGAGGAGAAAUGGCACCAGCUGCAAGUCACCCAAGGAGAUUCCAAGUACACGAAGAACUUGGCAGUCAUGAUUUGGGGAACAGAUGUUCUGAAGAACAGAAGCGUCACAGGAGUUGCCACAAAAAAAAAGAAAGAUGCAGUCCCUAAGCCACCCCUCUCGCCCCACAAACUAAGCAUCGUCAGAGAGUGUUUGUAUGACAGAAUAGCACAAGAAACUGUGGAUGAAACUGAAAUUGCACAGAGACUCUCCAAAGUCAACAAGUACAUCUGUGAAAAAAUCAUGGAUAUCAAUAAAUCCUGUAAAAAUGAAGAACGAAGGGAAGCAAAAUACAAUUUGCAAUAAACUUUGGAUUUUUCAUAAAACCUUCUCGUUUUCCUUGCUUGGCGUGUGAUUUGCGGGCGAUGGUGUUGUCCAGAUCAGACCCCACCAUGCAUGGUGGUGCGCGGGCCAGGAGCCAGUAGGGUUCUGGGGUCAGCCGGCCUGUUCUGAGCUUGGACUUCUCACUCCAAAGACCGCAGAUGGAUUUGCUGAGAUUCAGGCAGCAACCUGGCACCAGAGUUGUUCUGGGGAUGGUGAAAAUCCUGUCCUUUCGGAAGGGGAUGAAGUGACUCUGAGUUGCCUAUCACUCGGCCAAGAAUUUGAGCUGAUAUUUUUACCAUUCAAGGACUUCUAUCUUUGUUCCUCUAUUUUGUUCUAUAAUAAAGCUUCAUUAAUUCUUUGCUGU
This is a messenger RNA of Capra hircus (goat), 1864 nucleotides long. RefSeq names its product BEN domain containing 5 (gene BEND5). Gene Ontology annotation, biological process: negative regulation of DNA-templated transcription. The coding region runs from base 724 to 1482 and encodes 252 amino acids. Gene Ontology annotation, molecular function: DNA binding. Lineage: Eukaryota; Metazoa; Chordata; Mammalia; Artiodactyla; Bovidae. The transcript is spliced from 6 exons. The record is from RefSeq and is a predicted model, not a curated record.